AUGGGUUUUGUGCUACUUUGCACUACUCAUUUCAUGAGAUUGUAUUGUUUUGAAAUUGAUUACAGAAGAUUUUAUUAUUGUUUGCUUAUGAAACAGUACCAGGAAAAUGCCCGAAGAGGGCCUUUGAAUGGAUUAGGCUUGGAAUGUGAAAUAAAUGAGCCACCAAUGGCUAAAGUUGGAACUCGGAAAUGGCGAUAUCAUCAGGGGCGGAAUCAAUUUUGGUGUGAUGGUCGAAUCAUUAUGGCACGACAAAGUUCCAUCUUUCUUUUCACUUUGAUGGUUAUCACUGGAACGAUGGGUUUAUUUUUCGUCUUUGAUGCACCAUAUCUAUUUUGGAACGUUUCACCGGCUCUUCCAAUAGUUGCGGGAAUAUUACUGUGCCUUGUGCUAGUUAAUUUAUUCAAGACAUCAUUUUCUGAUCCAGGGAUAUUACCGAAAGCUACAAAUUUGGAAGCUAUCGAAGCUGACCGACAAUGUAUUGCAGAAAGCAAUAUGCCAGAAGCAGUGCGACCACCUCCACGCACCAAAGCAGUGCGCAUUAACGGCCAACUUAUCAAAUUGAAAUAUUGCUUCACUUGUCGCUUAUUUCGUCCACCACGUUCCUCUCACUGUCCAUGGGUUGGCAACUGUGUUGGAAAGCGAAAUUAUCGUCAUUUUUAUUUUUUCAUUGUAUCACUCACCGUUCUGACACUAUUUGUAUUUGCUUGUGUAUGUCUUCAUCUUGUCAUUCUGUCACAAAGAGAAAAUGCGUUUCUCGGUGCAGUAAGACAAAGCCCUAUAUCGCUUAUAAUUGCUUUAGUAUGUUUUUUCUCUAUCUGGUCAAUAUUUGGUCUUUCCGGUUUUCACACAUAUUUACUGUUAACAAAUCAGACAACAAAUGAAGAUAUCAAGGGAACAUUUAAUUCGAAACGAUUCCCACAUAUACAAAAUCCAUAUAAUACUGGUUCUGUAUUUUCCAAUUGUCUUCGAACAUUGUGUGCUCCGGAACCUCCAAGUUUAAUUGACCGAAGAGGUAUUGUUGAGUCUGAACCGACUGUGAUAGUGAGGAAUUAUGGUGCAACUGAUGGUUUAGAGCGGCAAUCAUAUGAACUUGUUUUAGGGUGA
Molecule: messenger RNA, 1104 nt
Organism: Brugia malayi
Lineage: Eukaryota; Metazoa; Nematoda; Chromadorea; Rhabditida; Onchocercidae
Gene: Bma-dhhc-2
Product: Tim44-like domain containing protein
Exons: 7
Coding region: 1-1104 (367 amino acids)
Biological process (GO): peptidyl-L-cysteine S-palmitoylation; protein targeting to membrane
Cellular component (GO): endoplasmic reticulum; Golgi apparatus
Molecular function (GO): protein-cysteine S-palmitoyltransferase activity
Source: RefSeq, a predicted model, not a curated record